AUGUCCUCAUUUUUAGGAUCUCAAGUCUCAACCCUUGAGGCUCAGGCAGCACCCGGCUCGGACAGCAGCACGGGAGUUGGCGCAACUGGCGAGAGUUCUCAGCAACCCGAUAGCAGUGACAAGCAAGCUGCGCCAAGUGAGGCCCCAACCUACCAAGCAGUGCACCAGCAGGCGCCAUCUGGGGCCCCAGCCCAGCACCAGCAUGCACAGUCAGCCCACAUUAGGCAAAAAUCACCUUUUCGGGAACCAGGGCAUCCAUCAUUGGUGCUCUCGUUGAGAGUCUGCCCACAGUCUCUUUUCGAAGCUCGGUGCUUGGAAGACGUUUCCAGAAGUUGUCUAUCCAACGGUCAUCCAACAAUGGCGGGAGGACAGACGCACAAGGACCGUAUUGAGAAUUUAGAGAACAUGGCCAACACCAUGGACGAAAAAUUCUCAUGGUUGGAGCGGACGCUACAAAAUCUGACCAUCUUGGUGGAGCAGCAACAGGCGCCAAGGCGCAGUAGUAGCCGUUCAUCUUCCCACAGGCGACGAUCUGUUGCAUCAGCAAGCCACAAAUCUGAAUCGGGCUCUGAUGGUGAAUUCAAGACAGACGCACGAGGCGGCAAUUGGAAUCCCACAAGCACCAACCGGCCAGCCUUCAAACCACGCCUACAAUUUCCCACAUUUUCGGGUGAGGAUCCUAUCUCUUGGCUCAACCGUGCCAAUUUAUUUUUCAAGUCACAAGACAUGAGCAGCAAGGAAAAGGUGGAGUAUGCCGCCUAUUACCUUGAGGGCGAGGCGAGCCAUUGGUGGCAGUGGCUGUCAUGCACCUAUGACAACCAAGGCAGGGGCAUCCGUUGGAAGGAUUUCGAAAUGGAGGUACGCACCCGUUUUGGCCCUACCGGCUUUGUGGACUACGAUGAAGUCCUAUCAAAGAUGCGGCAGACAGGAUCCUUGAGGGACUACCAGCGUGAAUUCGAAAGGGUGGCCACACAAGUCGAAGAUUGGCCAGAGAAGGCCUUGAUCGAGGCAUUCAUUGGGGGCCUAUUUCCGGAUAUUGCUGCAGAAGUCAAGCUCCACCGACCCACCACGAUGCGCCAAGCAAUUGAAAUAGCUCGGCUGAAAGAUGAUCAACUGCGCGCCACGCGCAAGGCAAUGGCAUACAAAGGGCCAGCCAUGGCCGGAUCUAGUUCUGGGGCGCCCAAACCCAAGCCACCACUUGCACCACAACCCGCAACCAGCAAGCGCAUACCACCAGGCGUCAAGCGCCUAUCAUGGGACGAGAUGCAGAAGAGGCGUGAGCAAGGCCUCUGUUUCAACUGCAACGAAAAAUUCACCCCGGGCUACAAGUGCAAGGUGGCCCAAUCAUUUCUGAUCGAAGUUGAAGAGCCACCAGAGGAGGAGGAAUAUGAAGAGUCAGACCCACAAAUGCCUUAUGACAUGCCUGCAGCCAACAGCGGGGUGGAGGCCGAGGAUCUGCCAGAGGUGUCCCUUCAUGCGCUGGUAGGAUCCACUGGGCCACACACCAUGCGGGUGACAGAGAUGCUCAAGGGCAAAGUUGCCAGCCUGCUGAUCGACAAUGGCUCAACCCACAACUUCAUCAGCACCAAAGUAGCCCACAAGUUACAAAUUCUGACUACCAUCAUUGAGCCAUUUGAGGUAGUAGACAUAGUGCUGGGUGUACAGUGGUUGGCCCAACUGGGCAAAGUUAUCUUUGAUUACAAGCAGAUGGCCAUGGAGUUCACUUUAGGGGGCCGACAGGUUCGCCUAUCCAUGCAGCAGGGCACUCCUAGGGCAGUAGAGGUGAACGUGGUGCAGAAACUGAUUAGGGCUGGCAGUGAGUGCUAUGCCAUACAGAUAGCAUCACAGCCACGCGCAUCCGACAGUUUCCAAUCCACCGAUGUACCGCAGCUACCCACAGAUGUUCAGGUGGUCUUGGCUAAAUUCCCCACAGUGGUGCAGGAGCCUACAAACCUGCCACCAAGCCGGCCUUUCGACCAUCGCAUCCCACUCUUGGAUGAGCAACCCAUCAACGUUGCUCCCUACCGUUAUGCCCACCAUCAAAAAGAAGAAAUUGAGAAGCAAGUCAAGGAGAUGCUUCAGAAAAAUCUAAUACGGCCUAGUACCAGUCCUUUCUCAUCACCAGUUUUGCUAGUCAAGAAGAAGGAUGGGACAUGGCGCUUCUGUACAGAUUACCGAGCCCUCAACAAAGCCACAGUUAAGGACAGAUUUUCGAUUCCAGCCAUUGAUGACAUGCUAGAUGAGCUAGCAGGAUCCACCAUUUUCACCAAGUUAGACUUGCGGGCAGGCUAUCAUCAAAUCAGGAUGCACUCGGGAGACAUACACAAGACAGCAUUUCGCACGCAUCAUGGGCACUACGAGUACAUGGUCAUGCCCUUUGGCCUGUGCAACGCACCAUCCACAUUUCAGGCGGCCAUGAAUCACAUUUUCCAGCACAUGCUACGUAAGUUUGUGCUAGUAUUUUUCGAUGAUAUCCUGGUUUAUUCGAAGACUAGGGACCAGCAUUUGCAGCACUUGGAGCAAGUCUUGAGCAUACUGGCCCGAGAAAGUUUCUACAUCAAGCUGUCCAAGUGUGCUUUUGGGUAA
Molecule: messenger RNA, 2586 nt
Organism: Diospyros lotus (date-plum)
Lineage: Eukaryota; Viridiplantae; Streptophyta; Magnoliopsida; Ericales; Ebenaceae
Exons: 3
Coding region: 1-2586 (861 amino acids)
Source: RefSeq, a predicted model, not a curated record